CAGUUUCCGGUGUUAAAGAUUAAAAGUGUUAUAUUUAUGAUCCAGCAGUCUAUAAGGCAAGGUCAAGGUGACCGUAUGGCUCUUAUUGGCUGUGUAGUGAGAGAGGGACGGGCGUCCCAUCUCUGUAGACUUUGGUCGAGCUGAAGCAGCAGGUUUCUCGCACUUCUGCUCGAAAGACUUCUAGAAAAACUUUUCAGAGACACCGGCUGGGAGUUUUAAACAGAAAAAUGGAAGCGUUUCAUUCCAGGCUGGAGUUGUUCUUGGUGCUUUUCAUAGCUUUGCCACCUUGUGUCUCUUCUGUAGACAAACUCAACAUGUGUAUGGAUGGCAAACAUCAGUUAACAGAUCCCAGACCAGAGGGAGAGCUUUAUAAGCAGUGUGAACCAUGGAAAGACAACGCCUGUUGCACAGCAAACACAACAGAAGAGGCUCAUCAGGAUAACUCAUACCUGUAUAAUUUUAACUGGAAUCACUGUGGCAUGAUGAGCGACAAAUGCAAGAAACAUUUCAUUCAGGACACGUGUUUCUAUGAGUGCUCACCUCACCUGGGACCCUGGAUACAGCAGGCAGAUGAGUCUUGGAGAAAGGAGAGAAUCCUGGAUGUGCCGCUGUGUUUGGAAGACUGUGAGAGCUGGUAUGAGGACUGUAAGGAUGAUUACACAUGUAAAGAGAACUGGCAUAAGGGAUGGGACUGGAGCACAGGCACUAAUCGGUGUCCGAGCGGAUCUCAGUGCAGCCCCUGGUCAGAGAUUUUUCCCACCGCUCAGAGUAUGUGUGAGAAAAUCUGGUCCAAUUCUUACAAGUACACAACUUUCACUAAAGACAGCGGUCGCUGCAUGCAGAUGUGGUUCGAUCCUCCAAAUCCCAAUAAGAAAGUGGCUGAAUAUUACCUUUCUGGUGCCGUGGAGACCUCCACGCUGUCUAUGAGCCUGCAUCUGAUUUCAUUUCUCAUGAUACUGUUGGCUUGAGAACAAACACCAAAGUUCAGAUGAAAAGGGCCAUGAACGGACUUACUUUGCAUUUCUGUCACGAUCCUGCUUUUAUUUGUAAAUGAAUGUGUGUGACUACUACAGCAGAUUUGUUUACAGUACCAUUUUCAUAGAAGUUAAUGCACCGUCAUACAUUAAGUGUCACGUGUCCAGCAGAUGUCAGUGUUAUGUGUCUGUAUUGUGUAGCAAACUCAAUACUGUUCACUACCCUAAAUUAA
Molecule: messenger RNA, 1207 nt
Organism: Misgurnus anguillicaudatus (oriental weatherfish)
Lineage: Eukaryota; Metazoa; Chordata; Actinopteri; Cypriniformes; Cobitidae
Product: folate receptor alpha
Cellular component (GO): external side of plasma membrane
Molecular function (GO): signaling receptor activity
Source: RefSeq, a predicted model, not a curated record